Messenger RNA from Psylliodes chrysocephalus, 2621 nucleotides. NCBI's taxonomy places the organism in Eukaryota, Metazoa, Arthropoda, Insecta, Coleoptera, Chrysomelidae. The record is from the annotation of a GenBank genome assembly.
AUGUUUAAACAGAAAAGCAUAACCAUUCCCGAAUUUUAUAAAGGGAAAAGUGUCUUUUUGACAGGCGGUACCGGAUUUGUAGGUAAACUCAUCGUGGAAAAAUUACUGAGGUCCUGUCCUGGCGUGAAAAAUAUUUAUAUACUGGUACGGCCUAAAAAAUCUGAGAGUGUUGAAGAUAGAGUGGAAAAGUUGAAAAACGAUAAAGUAACAGCAUCGGUUCGUUUCGAUGAUUUUCUGGAAAAAGCCAUCCUCACCAAUGUCCGGAGUACCGCAGAAGUCAUAGAUCUAGUCGAACAGCUAGAUACCGUCGACGCGUUCAUACACGUGUCUACCGCAUACUCAAACUGCGAUAGAAAACUUAUCGACGAACGAUUUUACCCGUCAGCGUAUAAUUGGCGGGAUGCCAUCAAAUUGGCCGAAAGUACCGAGGAAGAUGUUAAGAAAAUCACACACUCUAUGACUCUUAAGAUGAUUGAACCAAUGCCGAAUACUUACGUGUUUACUAAAGGUCUAGCAGAAGAUUGCGUCAACGAGAGGUGUCUUAAUAGAUUCCCCACGUGUAUAGUUAGGCCAUCUAUAAUAACACCAACCCUCGAAGAACCUUUGCAAGGCUACACAGAUAAUUUUAAUGGACCAGUUACCCUAUUUCUUGCAGGAGGAGUAGGAAUUGCAAAAGUGAUAAAUCUAGAUCCGGAUAACUAUAAUGAUCAGGUCUUUGGAGACAAUGUUGCCAAAGUCGCCAUUAUAGCUUCUUGGAAACACGGCGUAGAGAAAACCACAAACGAAAUUAAAAUUUAUAACGCAACUUCAGACUUUCUCUAUACGCCGGCUGAAGGUUUGGCAAUUGGACUGAAAAUACAAAAGGAGAACCCUUUGAAAUAUUAUUUUGGAACAGGAAUUGUUACAUUGAUUAAAUGUCCGUACGGCUACUUCGUUUACAACUUAUUAUUUCAUUUAUUUCCGGCACUUAUUAUGGAUCUACUACUGAAACUUUUUGGCAAAAAAAUAAGCAUUUUAGGCCUUCGCCGAAAAUUUGUCAUAUCAAACAUGGCCACCCUGCCAUUUUUGAUGCCUACAGGGGGAAUCCCAUGGAAAUUUAUAACUAAAAACUACGAGAGCUUGGAAAGUUCCUUAACCAAUAUCGAUAAAAAAGAUUUUUCGUAUUUACAUAACAGAAUCACAAACAAUAAGGAUAAACUUGAAGACUAUUUUAGAAUGUUUAUAACUAAAUCUCGUCCAUUUUUAAUACCAUUUGAACGAGAACAAGCGUCCAAGGAAGAAAUAAUAAGAUAUAGAAUAAGCGACUCAGACAGAGCAUUUCUCGUCAAAACCGUCAGCAUCGUAUUCCACAUAGCAGCUUCGGUUCGUUUCGAUGAUUUCCUCCAAAAAGCCAUCAUCAGCAAUGUCAGGAGUACCAGAGAAGUCAUAUAUCUAGUCGAACAGCUAAAUAAAGUCGAUGUAUUUGUAUACGUGUCUACCGCUUACUCAAACUGCGAUAGAAAAACGAUCGACGAACGAUUUUACAAAUCUUCGUAUGAUUGGCGGGAUGCCAUCAAAUUGGCCGAAAGUACCGAGGAGGAUGUAAAGAAAAUCAUUGAUAAUGUGACUAUGAAGGUAAUCGAACCUAUGCCAAAUACUUACGUGUUUACUAAAGGUCUAGCAGAAGAUUGCCUCAGCGACCAGUGUCUUAAUAGAUUCCCCACAUGUGUUAUUAGACCAUCUAUUGUAACGCCAACUUUCGAAGAACCUAUGGAAGGCUACAUAGAUAAUUUUAAUGGACCAGUUACCCUAUUUAUUGCAGGAGGAUCAGGAAUCGCAAAAGUGAUGCAUUUAGAUCGAGAUACCAUUCUAGAUCACGUAUUUGGCGACAAUGUUGCCAAAGUCACCAUCAUAGCUUCUUGGAAACACGGCGUAGAGAAAACGACAGACGAAAUUAAAAUUUACAACGCAACUUCAGACUUUCUCUAUACGUCACGUCAAAGUAAUGAAAUUGGGUAUAGAAUUCAGAAGGAGAAUCCUUUGAGAUAUUAUAUGGGAGUAGGACCUGUUACACUGAUGAAAUGUUCAUACGGUUAUUACGUUUACAAUCUGUUAUUUCAUUUCUUUCCGGCUCUUAUUAUCGAUCUGCUACUGAAACUUUUUGGCAAAAAACUAAGUAUUUUAAGCCUUCGUCGAAAAUUGGUCGUUGCAAACAUGGCUUUGCUGCCAUUUACGAUGCCUUCAGGGGGAAUUCCAUGGACAUUUAUAAAUAAAAACUACGUAGGCUUGGAAAGCACGUUAACCAAUAGCGAUAAAAAGAAUUUUUCGUAUUUACAUAACAGGUGCAAGGGAGCGAACGACGAUGAAAUCGAAGAAUAUUUAAAAAUGUUUGUAGCUAAACCUCGUGUAUUUUUGUUAGAAGGUGAACGGGAACAAGCCUCCAAGGAAGAAAUAAUCAGAUAUAAAAGAUUGAAUCUACUAGAUAAAACUGUCAAAAAUGCUUUCUGGGCUUUCCUUUGCUAUCUAGCCGUUUGGAAAUAUGGCUUACUUACAACUUUGUCCACGAGAUUUUAUAAUUACGUUGCAAGUUUGCCUUAAAUUAAAAACUAUUUCUUAAAAUUAUUAAAUAUUUUGUUACCUGA